GGUGUGAUCCCGUUUGUGGACGUCGCACGUGUUGUCGAUAUGUCCACCCACAAGAAGAAGACAAGGAAGCUAAGAGGUCAUGUCAGUCAUGGACAUGGUAGAGUAGGUAAACAUAGGAAGCACCCUGGUGGUCGUGGUAAUGCUGGUGGUCUGCACCAUCAUCGUAUCAACUUCGACAAGUACCAUCCUGGGUAUUUUGGAAAGUUGGGUAUGAGGAAUUAUCACCUUAGACGUAAUCAGAAGUUCUGUCCAUCUUUAAAUUUAGAUAAACUAUGGACUCUAGUUACUGAGCAAACCAGGCUGAAGUACAAAGACCACCCUGAAGGCAAAGCACCAGUUAUUGAUUGCAUUAGGGCGGGUUAUUACAAGGUCCUUGGUAGGGGAAAACUGCCCCAGCAACCUGUCAUUGUACGAGCCAAGUUCUUCUCGAAGUAUGCUGAAAGGAAGAUCAAAGCCGUCGGUGGAGCUUGUAUUUUAUCUGCUUAAGAUGAAACUUUCCAAAUAAAUUUUUUAUGUU
Messenger RNA from Nezara viridula (southern green stink bug), 517 nucleotides. The record is from the annotation of a GenBank genome assembly. NCBI's taxonomy places the organism in Eukaryota, Metazoa, Arthropoda, Insecta, Hemiptera, Pentatomidae.